Cucurbita pepo subsp. pepo (vegetable marrow) is the source of this 1401-nucleotide messenger RNA. The record is from RefSeq and is a predicted model, not a curated record. Lineage: Eukaryota; Viridiplantae; Streptophyta; Magnoliopsida; Cucurbitales; Cucurbitaceae.
AGUUAUUGAUUUAUAAGGACUUUGAAUGGGAGGUUCACAAAUAUUUGUCUUUGAGAGGGCUUGAUGAUAUAUGACGCUUUUGGUUGCAAUCUUGGUUUGGAAUUGUACCUCUGAAUCAUGCGCGGUACAUUUCCUGUUUAUCAAAUGAUGAAAUUCUUUGACUACGAGCAAUAGGCACAUAACCGUUCGAUUUGUUUGGUAUGUCGAUCCAGUCUUGGUGGAUAUGGUAGUAUCAUACAUUUUAGUUGAGACAUGGAUGUCGAUCAUUAUGCUGUUCUUGGGUUGCCUUCGGGUGAGGAAGGAUCCAAGCUCUCUGAGAAAGAGAUAUCUAAAGCAUACAGAGCAAAGGCUUUGGAAUUGCACCCUGACAAGAGGCCAGAUGAUCCAAAUGCCCAUGCUAAUUUCCAAAUUCUGAAGUCAUCCUACGAGAUUCUGAAGGAUGAGAAGGCAAGGAAAUUAUUCGAUGAUCUUCUAAGAGUAAAACGUGAGCAGCAUCGCCGACAAUCAGAGCGUGAUUCUAAGCGUCAGAAAAUGAUGACGGACCUUGAAGCAAGAGAGCGAUCUGCAUUUGCUCCCGACCCUGCUGCAAAAGAACUAGCAGAGGAAGAAAAAAUUGCCAAAAAGCUAAAGGAAGAGAUUGCUAGAAUUCGAGCUAUGCACGCGAAGAAAGGAGCACCCACAACAUUUCCACCAAAGAAGGAGACUGGGGGAGUUGGAAAGAAUAGCGAUGGUGAUCCUGGAUCUACAAUGGACAAAGAGAGGAUGCUUAAGGUUUCAUGGGAGAAGAUUGGCGAGGAUUAUACUGCAGAGAAAUUAAGAGAGAUGUUUUCGAAGUUUGGUGAGGUUGAAGAUGUUGUUAUUAGGCAUAAUAAGAAGAAGAAAGGUUCAGCGGUGAUCGUAAUGUCGAGUAAAGAUGCUGCAGUUGCCUCUACUAGAUCUGUGCUUGGUGAUCUAUCUAACCCUUUACUAGUUUUGCCCCUUCAACCAGUUUCUUCAGUAGAGAUGCCCGCUGCUGAGAAAUCACCAGAGCAUAAUCGAUUGAAUAAUUUAGUAGGAGCUGGUUACCAAGCAUUUGAAGAUUCCAUUUUAAAGAAACUCCAAAAGGCUGGUGAGAAGCAAAAACAAUAAGUUGGCACUGCCAAGAUCAAUUGUACCAUAUUGAGUCGAGAUCACCCUUUGUCAUGAAUGUUGAGGUGAAAGAACAUGUUCUUGCUGCCACCUUUUCAGUUUGCAUUAUUGCCAUAUCUCUACUUAAGGAAUUAUUUUUCCUAUCUGUAUACUGUUUUAGCUGCAGACAAUUGAGAGAUACUUUCAAUUAUGGUUAUGUGAGAAUCGUGGUCCAGAUGAAUACGAUACCAAGUAAAAUUUUCUAAUUAAUACCUGACUUUUGUUCAUUAUAGC